Messenger RNA from Triticum turgidum subsp. durum (durum wheat), 1611 nucleotides. NCBI's taxonomy places the organism in Eukaryota, Viridiplantae, Streptophyta, Magnoliopsida, Poales, Poaceae. The record is from the annotation of a GenBank genome assembly.
AUGGCCUGGUGCGACUCGUUGGAGAAGUCUUUGUCGAUCUUGUACCGCAUCCGCCUAUGUAAGGGCUGUCGUCAGCGUGGGCGGACCGCGGCAGCAUUGCGCGCGUCCUGGAUGAGGUCGUGGGGGGAGGAAGAGCGAGUCCAUGAGGGCCCACGCAUAGCAGAAGGGCUUGGCAAGGAGAUCGAGGGCGCGUACCUGGAGGACGGCAAGGGCCUCAGCAACUGGGAUGUGUUCACCCACACACCUAGAAGAAUUAAGGAUGGACGGAAUGGGGACAUAGCGGAUGAUCACUACCAUCGUUACAUGGAGGACGUGGAGAUUAUACAUAGUUUGGGGGUCGACUCCUACAGGUUCUCAAUCUCAUGGGCGAGAAUCCUACCAAGUAUGAACGCCAAGAAGAAUACACGAUUAGCACUAAUAAGGUUUUUGCGGUUUAGUGGAGGUCAGCUUGGAGGCGUUAAUUCAGCCGGAAUAGCCUUCUAUGACCGCCUGAUCACGGCACUCCUUCAGAAAGGGAUAGAGCCGUUCGUGACACUGCAUCACUUUGACAUGCCGCAAGAACUGGAGACCCGGUACGGCAGUUGGCUGGGCGCUGGAAUCAGGGAGGAGUUCGGCUACUACGCGGACGUGUGCUUCAAGGCGUUCGGCGACCGGGUCAGGUUCUGGACCACCUUCAACGAGCCCAACCUGUUCGCCAAGUUCGCCUACAUGCUGGGCAACUACCCUCCCGCGCACUGCUCACCGCCGUUCGGGACCUGCAACAGUGGGAACUCUCGCCGGGAGCCCUACGUCGCGGCUCACAACAUGCUGCUGUCGCAUGCUGCCGCCGCAACGCAAGGCGGAUCGAUCGGGAUUGUGAUCGCGAUGAAAUGGUAUGAGCCGCUGACCAACUCCACCGAGGAUAUCUUGGCAGCAAGACGGGCGUUGUCCUUCGAGGUGGAUUGGUUUCUGGAUCCGAUAUUCUUUGGUGACUAUCCCAGAGAAAUGUGUGAGAUGUUAUCAUCAAACUUACCAAAGUUUACCUCAGAAGAGAAGAGGCUGCUACGGAAGAACAACGCAGAUUUUAUCGGGCUAAAUCAUUACACAUCGAUUUACGCCAAGGAUUGCAUCUCUUCUCCAUGCGACCUUGAGACUUAUGAGGGAAAUGCGCUGGUGCAAGCUGUAGGUGAAAGAGACGGCGUGACAAUUGGAAAACCAACUGCAAUUCAUGGUUACUAUGAUGUUCCGGAAGGUAUGGAGCUAAUCGUCAAGUAUGUCAAUCAGAGAUACAAGAACACGCCUGUCUAUGUUACCGAAAAUGGCUACUCGCAGUUUAGUGACAAUAGUAUGGAGGACUUGAUCAAUGACGUUGGAAGAGUAAACUACCUCCAGGGCUAUCUCACAAGCAUCUCUUCAGCAGUCAGGAGAGGAGCAAACGUGAGUGGCUACUUCGUGUGGAGUCUCAUGGACAACUUCGAGUGGCGUUUUGGUUUCACCGUGAGGUUUGGGUUGUAUCAUGUAGAUUUUGAAACGCGGGAGAGGACUCCAAAAAUGUCAGGGAAUUGGUACCGUGACUUCCUCACGGGGUCUAGGCCGGUCGACCAAGCCCACACCCUGAGAGAAGAUUCAUGA